GGACUAAAAGGCACUUGAAUUGUUUUUUCUUUCAUCUUACAUCAGUUUAAAUUGGCUGACUGGUCUUUUUUUUUCAAGGAAACCGGUUCCAUAUGACCUCAGCUUGAGAAGUGUUUUUACGAAAAGUAAACAAACCCCGUAAGCGAAUGCGCUAACCUUGAACGCCUUCAAGCCAUCAGAUUUCGCUUUUUUGCUUGUUUAUAGGGAGGGUUUCUUUUUAUUUUAUUUCUACAAGGUUCCUUGUUACAUUUAGGUGAAAUAUAAGAAUCAAAAACAAGGCACCAUUCUGUUCGUUGAUUGACUAUUAUCGUUGUGUUGGCUACUUGGAAGCUCCUUUGACCGAAUUUUUUUAUUAUGGACCGAUGGUAUGAGCCUGACUUUAACCUUCGAUCCCUUCGGGUCGCAGAUCUAAAAAGGAUUUUGCAAAAUGCUAAUGUUGAAUAUCCUGUUUAUGGAAGAAAAGCGGACUACCUACAACUUGUUGAGCGGCUGCGUAAACGAAGGGCAGGCGGCAACUCGAUUUCUGUCAAAACUACUCCAAGUGAUUUUUCCAGCACUUCUUCUGCAAAUUCCAACCUCAACUCUGAUAAUAAAAAUGCACUUCCUAGUUCCCGUGCCAGUGCAUCCUCCCUAAAAUCCACGCAAGCAACCGGUACCAGUCGUAGCUCCUCAACCCAAUCCAAACCUUCUCUAUCGCGGUCUUCCUCGUCCUCCUCAUCUUCUCCUCCUACAGAAACAGAGGAAACUGCUCACCUGUCAUCAUUCCCUACUGGCUUCCAGUUUCCCCAUACCUCAAAAAACAAUACCUUUCAGUCUUCCGUAUUAGAAGGCAGCCCCAAUGUCGAGACUUCUAUAACCUUGACCAGUCCCCCACCAUUAUCAUCUACACCAAAGUUCCGGCCUCAUGCCUCACCCCGCGAUUCUUUUCCUAUAUCGUCUAUGGAUAGUUCUACCUUGCAAGGUUCACCUAGGGGUAUACGGAAACUCAAGCCCAUUUCUUCAAGUAGCCCGAGACAAACUCCAGGGAAGCCUAUAGUGAGCCCUCGUCGCCCUUUUCCAUCAUCAUCAAAUGGUUCCCUCUCUUAUCGGAAUCAACGUUCCCCCGUUAAGGAAACUCAGCCAAUUUCUAGGAAGCUCACAAAAGACAAUCCGCUCUCGUUUUUAGAUGAUGAUCUUGAUUCUUCUGAAGAAGAUGCUCUAUUUGAAGAUUAUGUACAUAAGCAAGACCAUUCUAACUAUACAAAGCGCUCAUUAUGCUCAAAGUUGGCUCGAAAAGCUUUCCGCCUUUAUUCGGUUAUGAGAGAUGCAUCUUCCUUGCCGAACUUUUUUCAUUCCCAGCAUCGUAUUCAUCCCCCGCAGGUAUUGACAAUUGUACUUGGUAUCUUCGUAGCGAUUUUCUUGACUUUAUGGAGAGAAGAGGUCUAUCGUGCUGGAUUUUGUGAUGUACCUUCUUCUGGGAAUUCAACAAUCCUUCAAAAAUUUGGACUUGGGGCUUCAUGUACUCCUUGUCCAUCCCACUCCAAAUGUUUGCCUAAUUUCGAACUUCAGUGUGAUUCAGGUUACAUUUUAAGCGAGCCUUGGUAUUCUAGGUUUGGCCUGUGGCCAAAAAAAAAAUGUGUUGGUGAUACAAAUAGGGAAGAAAGUGUAACAAUUUUCUAUGAAGAAUGUUUGGACGUUUUGCGAACAUGGAAUUCAAUUCUCCAAUGUGGUCGUUUGUCUGAUGAUCUUAUUGAAAAAAAUAAAACGCUUUCCAAAACAAAUCCGUACGUUUUCGAGGAAUUAAAAGGAUCUAAGAUGACACAUCAUCCUCUAUUUUCUAUAGCCUUAUUACGACAUACACUGUUGGAAAAGAAAUCCCCAAACCUCUCUUUAGGUGAUUUUAAUGAUUUAUUUAAAGCAGCUUUGUAUCAGCUUGCUAAUGCAGAAGAAAUUGAAAUAAAUGAAGAAAAUAUUGGUUCCCAUAGCUGGGCUAAUGUACCUUUAAGAUGCCGACUUCGACGACAGGUUUAUCGAACAAUUUGGAAGUAUAAAUUUACUCUUCUUCUUUUUAUCCUAGUCACCAUCUGUCUUUAUAAGGCUUAUACUUAUUUUUACUUACGCAAAAAAGUUCAGAAGUAUUUACCUUUUGCUUCACGUUUCUGUAUCGAUUCCUUAAAGCGACAAAAGGCUUUAUAUCAAAGUUCACGUACUUCCCAGCCUGUUGUUCCGCUAAUUGAGAUGCAUGAUUUAUUGCUUCAUUCACAUGGUGUAUUAGAGCAGUCAGAUCUCACUGAAAAAGAAGGUCAAUUGUUAUGGGAUUCAGUCGUCAAAAAAGUUGAACAAGUGGGAAGUAUACGGACCCGCGAAGCUGAAGUAGAUGGAGAAUGGACCCGUGUUUGGGAGUGGGUGGGUACGAAUCCUCUCGAUCCUUUACCUUCGCAGUAAUCUAUUCGCAUAUUUACUUUAAUUGACGAACAUGUAAAUUAUAAACUUUAAAGAUAACAAUGGAAAGAAUGUCUUUUGAUAUAUUGUUGAAAUCUUGAUGCUACAUGAAUUCUUAAUGCAAUGGAUGGAAAGGAAAUUUAGCAACGUGUACUCCUUUUAAGUUUACGUAACGGGCAUUAUAUGCGAAUCGUGUAAGUAAUUUCUUUUAGUGCCAUAAACAGUAGGCAUGAUCUAUAAUACAUCUAAACUUUUUGAUCGCAGUCUGCCUAAAAAGUAUACGCAUCUGAUUUUUAAUUCGCCAUUGGUAUCCCAAAUUUUAUUAAACUUAUUUAGAUUGACAUUAUUACGUUAAAUAGACACUGACCGGUAAAUUAAAACUCCACACAACUGUUUCUUGUAAACCAAGAUGUCAUUUGAAAAGAUUCGGUUCCUGAGGUCAUUUUAAUUAUAACGACGAUACGAGAGGAAAAUCGGUCA
Messenger RNA from Schizosaccharomyces cryophilus OY26, 2901 nucleotides. RefSeq names its product LEM domain-containing protein Heh1/Lem2. Gene Ontology annotation, cellular component: nuclear inner membrane. The record is from RefSeq and is a predicted model, not a curated record. The transcript has a single exon. Lineage: Eukaryota; Fungi; Ascomycota; Schizosaccharomycetes; Schizosaccharomycetales; Schizosaccharomycetaceae. Bases 355 to 2424 code for a protein of 689 amino acids. Gene Ontology annotation, molecular function: chromatin binding.